AUGGCUGAAGAACUGAACGAUAAACUGCCCCAGGCAGGCGAAGUCCUGCGUACUCGUCGGAAUGAGUACGAGGUGGGUUUUUCAGUACUGUUUUUGAGCUUCUUAGUUUUUAGUACUAAUUUGGUUCCUCUAGUGCUACUUUCAAAACGACAGUGCCAUUCCAGCUUUUAUGGUUCUAUUUUAGUUUUAAAUUAAAGUACUAAUAUUCAUUUUACAGUACUAAUUCAUCCAUGCCACCGUUUCUUUUGUCCAAACACUACCACUUUUCAGAUAAUUAAGCUCCUGGGCAAAGGCGGAUUCGGCGCAGUUUACGAAGUUAAGAACAAGGCUGAUACUGAACUGUACGCCGUCAAAUGCGAAACAGCAGAUGUUAAGAAACAAGUUUUGUCGAUGGAUUGCCGCGUGCUGAGAGGAGCUUUCAUGAUCAAAUCACCCCACUUUUGUACGAUUAUCGACCGUGGUAAAGUCGAUAAUCGAUUUCGGUAUUUGGUCAUGAAAUUGGUAGGUUUUUAAUAAUUUUUGACAAGGGGGAGACAAUACAAAAAAAUUCUAAAGCUUGAACUUUUGAAAAAAAUUUUUAUUUACUCACAUCAGUCCAAAACGCCAAAUUGGCCACACUCACUAGCAUACUAUAAUAUCAACCUUCUAGGUCGGUCGAAACCUAUGGGAGCUGAGAAUCGAGCGAGAUAGAGCACGUUUCACCCUAAACACAGCCUUGAAGUCGGCGGAACAAUGUCUGAUGUCGAUCGAAGAUCUUCAUCGUAUUGGGUAUCUUCACCGUGACAUCAAGCCCGGUAACUUUGCCAUCGGGCGGCCGGAAAGCAAUGAGCAGCAGAUCGUGUUCAUGCUUGACUUUGGACUGUGCCGCAAGUUUAUUGGGUAAGUUUUAGCGAGUUUAGACAUGAAAUUUGAUGUGUUUGUUGUAAAUAUUGGUUUUUUACCCAACUGUUUUACACAAAUUAACAUUUUAAAAACAGUUUAAUGUUACUUAACCACCCCUUAUCAAACCCCCACUGUUUAUUGCCAAACGUUCAGUGAUGCCGACUCGAAAGACCUCCGAAUGCCAAGAGCAUCAGCUCCUUUCCGUGGUACCACUCGUUAUGCUCCAAUGGCUGCCCUCAAACAAAUGGAACAGUCUCGAAAAGAUGACAUUGAAGCCUGGCUAUACAUGGUUGUGGAAUGGACGGCAGGGCAAUUACCGUGGAGAAAGCUAAAAGGACCAGAAAAGGAAGAAGUUCUCCGCUGGAAAGAAGCUGUUCGCGCCGGCGAUGCCUUAGAAGACUUUCUCACCGACUGUCCCAAGAGACAGUUUUUGGCCAUCAUGCAGUAUCUGGAUUCAUUGGUCUAUCAAAGUAUUCCUGACUAUAGUUACGUCUAUUACUGUCUCCAACAUGCGGCCAAGGUAAGCUGACUUCAUUAUUUGAUCCCGCAUCCUUCGUAUUUUUGUUUUAAAAAAUAAAACAAAAAAAAACGCAAGAAUUGACAGAUUUAACGUAAAAGUGCAUUAAAAACACAAAAAUUCCUUGUUUUAACCACAAAAAGUUCCAUUCUUCAGCUUAAAAUCAUGGAUGAUAUAAAUUUGGUCAAAGAAAAGCAUUUUCAGGCUAACAACAUCAAACCCAACGAACCUCUGGACUGGGACCCGGAACACAAGUACCAUGGCCCCUCAGUGCAAGACCGCGACAAGAGAAUCGACCUCAAGGUUGGGAAAGAGAAUGAGCACGAGGAAGAGGAAGGUGGCCACAUGUCCAAAAGAUAA
Molecule: messenger RNA, 1759 nt
Organism: Bursaphelenchus okinawaensis
Lineage: Eukaryota; Metazoa; Nematoda; Chromadorea; Rhabditida; Aphelenchoididae
Source: the annotation of a GenBank genome assembly